This is a messenger RNA of Anoplopoma fimbria (sablefish), 2661 nucleotides long. Its product is annotated as inverted formin-2-like. The transcript has 15 exons. NCBI's taxonomy places the organism in Eukaryota, Metazoa, Chordata, Actinopteri, Perciformes, Anoplopomatidae. The coding region runs from base 17 to 2167 and encodes 716 amino acids. Gene Ontology annotation, molecular function: actin binding. The record is from RefSeq and is a predicted model, not a curated record.
AACUGAUGGUCACUCCAUGUGGGCCUCGGUUCAGAACGAGCCUACUCCUCGGGAGCCGGACUACAGCAGUAUCGAGCAGCUGUUCUGUCUCCCGGUUACCGAGACCAAAGACAAGGGGGCAGCUGCUCCUGUCAAGAAGGAGCCUAAAGAGAUAACAUUCAUUGAUCCAAAGAAAAACUUGAAUUUGAACAUAUUCCUAAAGCAGUUCAAAUGCAAAAAUGAGGAUUUUGUAGUCAUGAUUCAGAACGGGGACCGUACGAGGUUUGAUGUGGAGGUGCUGAAGCAGCUCAUUAAGCUCCUACCAGAGAAGCAUGAGAUUGAAAAUUUGAAGUCUUUCCAAGGAGAAAAAGACAAGUUGGCAAAUGUUGACCGCUUCUACACUUCCCUUCUCACUGUGCCGUGUUAUCAGUUGAGGAUCGACUGCAUGUUGCUGUGUGAGGAGACUUCAUCGGUGUUGGAUAUGCUCAAACCUAAAGUCAAGCUGGUGGAGGAGGCCUGCCAGUCUCUCAGAAAGAGCACGCUCAUGCCCACCUUCUGCAGGCUCAUCCUUGACGUUGGGAAUUUUCUCAAUUAUGGAAGCCACACAGGAAAUGCCACUGGGUUCAAGAUCAGCUCUCUGCUCAAGCUCACAGAGACCAAGGCCAACAAGAGCCGCAUCACGCUGCUUCAUCACAUCCUGGAGGAAGCAGAGGCGAACCACCCAGAGCUGUUGUUGCUGCCAGAUGACAUAGAGAUCUGUGAAAAAGCAGCAGGAGUUAACCUGGACUCUCUUCAAUCAGAAGCCAGUGCCUUACUAAAACGACUGAAUGAGGCGGCCAAGAAGAUCUCCAACUCUGACGAAGAAUUGAAGGAGCAAUAUGAAAAAGUUCUUCAGGACAGUCUGGAGGCAUGUCAGGCUUUAUGUGAAAGGCUCACUGCAGUGGAGAAGACGAAGAGUGAGCUGGCUGUUUACUUGUGUGAAGAUGCCAAUCAGCUGUCGCUUGAGGAACUCUUCGGAACCAUCAAGACUUUCCGAGGACUUUUCAUCAAGGCACUGAAGGAAAACAAAACCAGAAGAGAGCUGGCAGCCAAGGCUGAGAAGAGGAAGAGGCAGCUGGCAGAGGAGGAGUCCAAGAGACAGAAGGGAGAGAAUGGAAAAAUCAUCAAGAAAGGCUUCGUGCCACAGGACGACGGCUGCAUCAUCGACCACCUCCUGGCAGAUAUCAGGAAAGGUUUCAGCCUCAGAAAGACCAGGCCAAGGUGCGAUUCGGAAAGCCUCCCUUCUAGUGAAAAGCGUAGGGAUACCUGCCCAUCUGGACCAAGUGUGAAGCCUGCAGGCGAAAAGGCCGUAGAAGUAGCCACCGUUUCCUCUCCCACCAAACCUCAGGCAGAGGGUCACCGAGCCAGCACAGGAAAAGUGAACGGCUUCAUCAGCCCAUCAGAAGAGGCUCCGCCAGCACCUCAGAGUGCGGUGCAAGACGGACCAGCUGUACCUCCCAAGGCACUCCCAGGAGAACCAGCCACGACAAUGCAGGCACCCCUGGCAAGACCUGCCUCGCUGCAGGAUGGACAACACCCACAGAAGCCUAUAGUUUCAUCACCAGAUACGGCACAACCUCAGCCUCAGGUUGAAGCGGAACAUCAACCUUGCCUCUCCACCAACGGCUUUUCAUUGGAUUCAACUGAGACGAGCGUCCUCAGCCCAUCUUCCCUCUCAGAUUCCGACCUCCUAGAAGCUGCGUUAGAUGGCACUUCCAGCCUGGUAUCUGAGAAGCUGAUGCAUGAGGAGCCGGCAGACAUUAGCGUUAAUGUUCAGAUAAAGGAAAGUCCUUUACCUAAUACAGACAAUGUGACACAGAUCAGUGAAAGCACUAUAAAGGGAGAUUGGAAAGGUGAAACUAGUCGUAAAAUAAGCCAUUUAGCAGAGACGGUUGAACAAGAGAAGGGUCGAGACGAAUGGAAAUGCAUUACUGGUAAAUCAUCCGUGACUACACUCAGUGAGGGCAUCGAGGGCUUCGAUGUCCCAGAUGGACUGGAAUCAGAAGAUCUGCCAUCAGUGUCUGAAGCAGUGCCUCCAUCCCUUAAGCCCGAACCAAAGAAACAGAGGAGCCUCUUUAAGCGAAACAAAAAGAAGAGUACUCAAGGUGACUCCAGAAAAAGGAAAACAAGAGGAAAAAGAAAAUGUUAAUGUCACACAGGAGUUGUGAACGGGAAGGACUACAGUUUAUUUUGUGAGACAACAUGAGCAUUGACUCCUUCAAGAGGAUGCAGAAGUCUUCCUUUUGCAAUGAUUUGUUUUCCCAAGACCAAGAAGAGUAAACUCAUCUAAGGCUGUAUGGAUGUCAACAUGUCACUUUAUGUAAAUGAGUUGUAGUUUUUGUGUACAUGAGUGGUUUGAAUUCAGAACUAUUCAAAAAAAAAAAAGUUAAAUAUGCUUUAUAUGUUUUGUAAAACUGUUGUAAUAUGCAUUGAAUGUGUUUUUGCUAUAUGCUAUAUUUACCUUGCAGCACCAACAGAGAACGACGAUGCAGUGUUGUUGGUGCAAGAUAUUUAAUUAAUUAACUUAUCAAAACAAAACUGCUCUUUAUUUCUUUAUAUAUUACCCAGAUGAUCUCUAAUAAAAGAAAUACAUAUAUGGAUUGUAACUUUUAAUGUUAAAUAUAUUUUAAUAAAAGUGAAUUU